Molecule: messenger RNA, 2898 nt
Organism: Nasonia vitripennis (jewel wasp)
Lineage: Eukaryota; Metazoa; Arthropoda; Insecta; Hymenoptera; Pteromalidae
Product: protein Wnt-11b-1
Exons: 5
Coding region: 351-1490 (379 amino acids)
Biological process (GO): cell fate commitment; canonical Wnt signaling pathway; neuron differentiation
Cellular component (GO): extracellular region
Molecular function (GO): frizzled binding; cytokine activity
Source: RefSeq, a predicted model, not a curated record
GGACACCUGUAAGCACACGCGGCGGACUCGGCUCCGCUCGGCUCCCGACGCCAGCGCGCGCUCUAUUCGAUUUCGGAGCUCCGCGAGGCUGCAUCGCGCGCGCGGCCUGUGUGUUUUUGUGUUUUACCUUCUAGCCCAGUUCGAGUGACCCGAGUGAUUGCGUGCCAGUGCUUUUAGACUGUUAUCUGCGUAUCGAAGUACACGAUGUAAGAAUACACGAAGAUCGACGAUGAGGGCGAGCCGGAGAAAAGCGGUCCGGCCCGACUCUGGCUGCAGCGUAUAAGAAAAGAAGAGAGGAGGCGAAUAAUUAUGUGAUUUUUCGGGCCGCGGACGAGCUGAGGAGCGAAAAUAUGCGAGAAAUGCCGUGGAGCGCUUUUGUUCUCGUUUCGCUGCUCCUGCUGCUGCAGCUCGAGGAGGGCACGUGCAUAAAGUGGCUCGCCUUGGGUCGAGCAGCGGACGGUUUCGAAUGGACUCGCGAGGCAUGCACGGGAGCCCGGACUUCGGGUCUGCUCGAGCGCAAACAGGCCAGGGCAUGUCGGGCCACUCCGGACAUCAUGCAGAACCUCGUGCAGGCAGCGAGGGACACGUCGGCCGUCUGCCAGCAGGCUUUCCGACAUCAGCGCUGGAACUGCAGCAGCAUCGAGAAGGCGCCCGAUUUCACGCCUGAGUUGCUGACCGGUACGAAGGAGCAGGCGUUCGUGUACGCGAUGUCGGCGGCCGCGGCGGUUUGGCGACUGGCCCGCGGUUGCGCCCUGGGCAACCUGGCGGCGUGCUCGUGCGCGACUCCACCGAGACGCGAGCCGCCGGCGCCCUCGGCCCUGGUCCAGGCAGCCGCAUCGGGAAGCUUUUCACCGGCCACGAUAGCCUUUGGCCCCGUCUCGACCCGCAACGCCUUCAAGUGGGGCGGCUGCGGAGACGACGUGCGCUCAGCCUCGCGCAUGGCCAAGCGAUUCCUCCAGGGCUCGACGCCCUCCCCCGGCGCUGGUGCCCACGCCAAGUUCCUCCACGCUGUCAACAUGCACAACAAUCGCGCGGGACGCAGGGCAGUGGAGCAAUCGCUGUCGCUGGAGUGCAAGUGCCACGGCGUCUCUGGCUCGUGCAGCGUCAGGACCUGUUGGCGCGGUUUGGGAUCGGGCGGUCCGGCCGCAGCCGGGGCGCGACUACUUCGACGCUACGCGACCGCUGCCGAGGUCAGGCCCACCUCGAGCGGCCGCUUGCCGCCUCUGUACCACCACAACAAUCUGCUCUACACCACCAAGAGCCCGGACUACUGCGUCGAGGACAAGAGGCGAGGCAGCCUUGGUACCGCUGGCAGGCAGUGCAACGGGAGCAGCGCCGGUUACGAAGGCUGCGAGUACCUCUGCUGCGGCAGGGGUCACGUCACGCGAGCCGAAGAGAUCCUCGAGAGAUGCGAGUGCAAGUACUUCAGCUGCUGCUACGUCAAGUGCAAGACCUGCCGAAACGUCAUCAUCACCCACGAAUGCAAUUGAGAGAAUGAGUCUAUAUGUAUGCGCUGUAAUCUCUCGUAUUUCCGAGCGUAGCUGUUCUUUUAGUGGCUGCGAUCGUUUCAGGAGCCAGUAUAUAACGAGGAAGUUUGAUCGUGGAUUCGCGCUGUAUUUCAGUUUUAAACUUGGAUUCAUCAUAAUUUGUGGAUUGAAUAUUACUCAAUAGCUUGUAAUCGAUACUUCAUUAGACAUUUUUCCACGGAAUAGUGUAGAAGAGUAUGAAAAUCGUGGUUAUUCUUUCGUUUGGUAUAAUCUCAGAGAUUAUUAUACACGCUCAUGUACAUUAUACGAUGAAAUGUGCCAUAUUAUUAUUUUUUUUUUUAUUUUCUAAGUUUAAGAUAUACAUAUAGCUAAGAUAAAAUAACAAAAUCUUUAAUAUAAUUUAUAAUCCGACACUUCACGCCUAGCAAUUAAAUUGUUAGCGUUCAAUCAUUCCUUCAUCCCAUUCAAUAUUCUGGCAAUCAAUAGCCGUCGUUUCAUAUUCUUCUGCACACUGUUUUUAUAAGAAUAUCGUACAUACAGGUUGAGCAAUAUAAUUCAUUUUUAGGACGUACACACUGCCACAUUUUUACGAAUAAAGGCUCUUUAUGUAAUAGCAUCAUAACAAUAAGAAUUUUAAUUUAUGAGACAUGAGCACGUAUACAUCAAUAUUGCACGGAGUGAUGAUCACGUAUAUGGUAUAAAUGUCUAAAUACAUAAUUGAAUUAUAAGGCACAAAAACAAAACUUGAAUACUUUUCAACAUAUAUGACAUCUGAUAACAGUCGAAAUACGUAGCCUACUCCAUCGUUAUGAUUACGACGGUUAUAAAGAGUGUCGCUUUGCCUCGUGGUGCAGAUUUUCCCAUCAUUCUGCCAUAUUGCAUUGUUGAUCGAUAUUGCACGUGCAUGUCAAGUACUUUUUGACGUUUCAUUUGCAUUUUCUAUCAUUCUUAGUAAAAAAUUGAGGAUCCCGCGUCUCAUAUUUUGCAUUUUACUACAUAAAAAACUUGAAAAAGACUUUAAAAAGUAAUUUCAGAGUCCACUUGAAACCUCGAAAAACGUAUCAUAUAAAAAGUAGUAAUAGUGCUACUGAAUCUCACGAGGAAUCGGCGACUGUUUGAUGUACUCUAUAUAUUAAGAUUCAUAAAUUAUAUCAUAAAUUAUUAUCUCGAGUCUAAAAUGAUCGAAAAAUUAUUGUAUCAUUUAUGCUAUAUAAUAUUAUAUAUAAUAUAUAUUUAUUACUAUAUUCUCGCGGUCUGUAAACCCACUUGAAUAUUUAAUGACGAAUGUAGGCGUCGGACAAACGCAUAUAUAGCAAUUACGAUGUAAAUAGCAGUACUAUAACUUUCAAUGUAAACGACGCAUUGUAUUCGAAUUAUUCUACAAUAAACACAGUUACGCAGCUGCCUGUAA